Pelobates cultripes (western spadefoot toad) is the source of this 990-nucleotide messenger RNA. The record is from the annotation of a GenBank genome assembly. Lineage: Eukaryota; Metazoa; Chordata; Amphibia; Anura; Pelobatidae.
AUGCAUAAAAUUGGCAGGGAACGUGAUAGGGGGCGAAAAUUUGAAUCCGGUCACCAGAAAAGAAAAAGGAAUACUGCUUUUGAGGAAUGCAAAGAAGAACUAAGAGGCUCUAUGCAAAAAUAUUUGAAAACAGGGAAGAUAACUGCAAGCGAAGAGGUACCGGAGGAUGAGCCUCAGAUAGCAGAACCUGUUUUGACUGAAAGAGAGGAAGAUUCACAGCCAAGCACUUCAAAUCAGUUUGAACAACGUAACAUUUUGUUUAGCACUGAAGAAGAAGCUACAGAAGAACCACAGGAAUUGGUCUCUUUUCAUCCAGAGUGUAGUUACCAGCCUCUUACCUAUGAUCCUGCAGAAUGGACUUUCCCAGUGGAAGAUAAAGAUAGAGUCUAUUUUAUUCAGAAAGGACCCAUAAGAGAAGACAUUUUAACUUUCCCAUUAGACAGUACAAAACGGCAUUUUUCUACCUUUUAUUACACAAGGAUUCUAAGCAACAAGGAGACACAAGAUAGGCAUUGGUUAGUUUAUUCUAGACACAAGGACUGUGUUUUUUGUUUUGCCUGUCGUUUAUUUGCAUCAACACGGAAAGCUUUAGUGUCUGAUGGCUGCAGUGACUGGAAGAACUUGAGCAAUCGACUUCAUCUUCACGAAAACAGUUCUGACCAUUUACAGAACAUUAUUACAUGGAUGGAAGCUGAGAAGAGAUUCCGAUGUGGUAAAAGUAUUGAUGCAUCAGUUCAGAAGCAAAUUCUGCUGGAAAAGCAACGUUGGCGUGAAAUUCUAGAAAGACUCCUAGCCACAGUUCAGUUUUUAGCAUCUCACAACCUACCAUUUAGAGGUCACAGAGACACUUUAGAAGAAGAGAAAAGUGGCAAUUUUAUAGAUCUGAUAAAACAUUCUGCAAAGUUUGAUCCUGGUCUCCGUGAACAUUUACAGCGAAUAGAAGACAAACGUAUUCACAACCAUUACUUGGGAAAAAACAUACAAAAUUAA